GCUGACUUGUGCUUUGAUGCGUACAUUUGCAGAUGAUCGGAUGGCUCCUACUGAUGAUUUUUCCUCCUGUAACACUUACAUUUUUACUAAUCGUUGUCGUGGCGUCUUUUGGUGGAACCAUAGGAGUCAGAGAAAUGUUUGUGGAAAUGUUACUGCAGCUGUUCGAGUGGGGUUCCAAAGUGACUAAUGACCGCAACUUCGAAGAACUUCCACAGGAUCCAUCUAACUCACUUUUUCCACCACCGCGAGUCAAAAAGCGGCACUCUUCCGGAGAUCUCGGUAUAAUUCAUCGCGAGAAGUCUGAUAUAAUUGAUACCAAACUCCAUUCGACAGAUGAGCCUCCACAAAGGCAAACCACUGUCAGCGUAGUUGUUGAUGACAGCAUCGACUUCAUAACGGCUGGGAUUGAAGCCAUAAUUGAGGAUCAGGUAACUAGCCGGUUCCGCGCGGAGCAGAUUCCGUCAUGGAACCUCCUCACGAGAACAAGGUUCUCUUUUCAAUACAUAAGUUGGAAACUCUCGGUUUUAUGGAUAGGCGGCUUUCUUUUUCGAUAUUGCAUUCUCGUUCCAAUUCGUGUUUUCCUAUUUAUUUUGGGAAUGUCCACCAUGUGUGGUGUAUGCUACUUAGUGGGCCAUAUCCCCAACCUUAAAAUCAAGAAGUUUCUCAACCGUCAUGUGAUGCUCAUGUCUAUGCGGAUAUUCUCUCGUUCAUUUUCGAGCAUUAUCCGAUUCCAUGACAGGGAAAAUCGAGCCAAAAAAGGAGGUAUAUGUGUCGCUAAUCAUACUUCACCAAUCGACGUCAUGGUACUGAGUUGUGAUAAUUGCUAUGCUAUGAUUGGUCAAAAACAAGGAGGCUUUCUUGGCUUCAUACAAGAUUCGCUGAGUCGUGCUGAGCACCAUAUCUGGUUUGAAAGGAGCGAAGCUGCUGAUAGGAAGAAAGUAACUCAAAGGCUAAGAGAACAUGUGGAAGAUGAAAACAAACUGCCAAUUAUUAUAUUCCCUGAAGGAACUUGCAUUAACAAUACUUCUGUGAUGAUGUUCAAAAAGGGAUCUUUUGAGAUUGGUAGCACAAUCUAUCCGAUAGCUAUGAAGUACGAUAGUCGACUGACUGAUGCUUUCUGGAAUAGCAGUGAGCAGUCUUACGGAGAGUAUCUGUGGAGAAUGAUGACAUCAUGGGCAAUAAUCUGCGACGUGUGGUAUCUACCACCUAUGACUAGAGAGCCAGGUGAGGAUGCGAUAGCAUUUGCGCGAAGGGUUAAGAAAGCCAUUGCAAAAAAAGGUGGCCUUGUGGAUUUGGAAUGGGACGGAGCGUUAAAAAGAGAGCGAGUAUCUUCAAAACUAAUACAACUGCAGCAAAAGCUUUAUUUUGAUCGAUUAGCUCGCACAACAACUAUUAAUAAUAUCAUCGAUGAAGAAGUGCGGACAGAUGUUCUUGACAUUAUGCAAUCUAUUAGCGAAGAGGAUCGGAAUGCUUUGAUGAAAGACCUAGAUGAAGCUGACGACGACGAUUCCAUUAUUCGGAAGGUGAGUGCUUACCGUCCGGAUCUUCGAACCAUCUCGGAUACUGUAGGCGCUACGGUAGAAGCUGAUACAAAGAGUGUGUAA
Messenger RNA from Cylicocyclus nassatus, 1604 nucleotides. The record is from the annotation of a GenBank genome assembly. NCBI's taxonomy places the organism in Eukaryota, Metazoa, Nematoda, Chromadorea, Rhabditida, Strongylidae.